AGAAAUGUAAUGGGGUUAAGGAAUGUAGACGUUGAUUAUAACAAAUCGUAUGCGUAUAAUAACUUGUGACAGAGUUAAUAAAAUGAAGCUGUUCAAAUUGAUAGUUCAUCAUAAAAAUUUUAGUGGUGAAGAUUUAAUCAUAAACCCUAAGGAUUUUCCUGGUAUUAAGAAAGGAAAUAUAGUUGAAAUAUAUCAUCCUGAAGAUGAGUUUAGCAGACUUUUAUUACAAGUAACAGUACUGAAAGAAGACUUACAAGGAAAAGAUGCAAUUAGUGUGGAACAGAGUAUUGCAACAGCUUUCCAGCUUCGGACAUAUGCUGAUGUUAUCAUGAAUAUUGUGAACCCUGAAGAUGUUGCUCUGGAUUCUGUUGAACUGACGUUUAAGGAUCAGUACAUGGGUCGUAGUGAAAUGUGGAGAUUAAAGAACAGUUUGGUAAACACCUGUGUUUAUUUGAACAAGAAGAUUGAAUUCUGUGGAGGAAGUAUUCGUUGCCAAGUAUAUGAAAUGUGGUCCAUGGGAGAUAGAGUUGCUUGUGGUGUAAUCACUGACGAUACGAAGGUGGUAUUCCGGUCAUCCACCAGCAUGGUAUACCUGUUCAUUCAGAUGAGUUCAGAAAUGUGGGAUUUUGAUAUUCAUGGAGACCUAUAUUUUGAGAAAGCUGUUAAUGGUUUUCUUGCUGAUUUAUUCCAGAAAUGGAAGAAAAAUGGAAGCAACCCUGAGGUUACUAUUGUGUUAUUCUCUCGCACAUUUUACAAAGCAAGCAACCUGGAAGAAUUUCCUGGUUAUAUGCGGGAAUGUCUACAACAGGACUACAAAGGCCGUUUUUAUGAAGAUUUUUAUAGAGUGGCAGUGCAAAAUGAGAGGUAUGAUGACUGGACAAACACAUUGGUACAGCUGCGGCGUCUUUUCACUGAUUAUCAGAAGAUAGUGCUUGAAUAUCACAAAAAGCCUUGGGUUCAGAUCCCGAAAGCCGUUAACUCUACAGCAGCACAAGGAAAUUUUCUCGAAGUCCUAAACAUGUCUCUGAAUGUUUUUGAGAAACACUACUUGGAUCGCAGUUUUGACCGUACUGGCCAAUUAUCCGUAGUGAUAACACCAGGAGUUGGAGUGUUUGAAGUGGACCGAGAGUUGACUAAUGUCACUAAGCAGCGCAUCAUCGAUAAUGGUGUUGGAAGUGACCUUGUGUGUGUUGGAGAGCAGCCGCUCCAUGCUGUCCCUCUUCUGAAAUUCCAUAAUAAAGACACAUCCUUCAGUGCAGCAGAUGACUAUAGUAUGCCACAUUGGAUCAAUUUAAGUUUCUAUUCAACAAACAAAAAAGUGGCAUAUUCUACCUUUAUACCAAGAAUCAAACUACCACCGAAGCGAACAAAACCAUCACCUGCUUGUAAUAGUGGCCCUUUGCAACCAUCUAAAUCGAAGUUAAUCCAAGAGGAUGAAUGCAUGCCAAAUUCACUGUUCGAUUAUGAUGCUUAUGAUGCUCAAGUUUUUCAGUUACCUCCUGUCCAUACAGCAAGGUUCUCCCGUAGUUUACAGCGUGGAAGUAGCAACCGACACAAGAAAACUGGUGUUCCAGUGUUGGAUUCACAAAGUGGGAGUGGACAAAAAUUUCUCAAGAGAAAAAUGUCUGAUCCUGAUAUCCACCAUUCUCUGAGUAAUGUUGGCUCCCCUACUGGCACCUCUGCCCCUCGCUCAGCAGCCAUUUCUAUUCCUCAGCAUCGUUCGAGUGAUGACUCCCCACAGCAGUCAGCGUCAGUUGGAUCUGUGAAACACAGGGCAUUUGCAGUCCAAAAUGAAGCUCCAGAAACAGAGAUGUCUCCUCCAUACCGGCCAGUGGUAGGAAGUGCUGGGUCUCCAAAUAACCCUUUGCAAUCACAGACAAAUAUUUUGCGACCAGGACGGGCACUUAUCAACCCUUUUGAUCCAUCACAUGUCACCAUUAAACUCACCUCCAACAGACGACGUUGGACUCAUAUUUUUCCUAAAGGACCCACCGGGGUGCUUAUCCAGCAGCACCAUUAUCAGGCUGUUCCAGCAGUGUCAAAUCCAGAUCAACAUGUAUAUGAGGCUGGAUCUGCAUACAGCACAUCACCAGGCAAUGACAACUCUGUCCCAGCUGGCUCACUACCAAAAUCAGCAUCUCAGAUUACAUUUCAUGACAAUAUCAAGAAUCGAUCCUCAGGACGUCCAGGUGUUCUGCCUUCAGUACCUGGUGAAAAAACAGUUCAAACCAAUAAAAGUUUAACUUUACUGUGGGGUGCUACUGGUGAACAAGAAUGGACUCCUGCACUCACUACAGUCGGCAAAGUUAUCAUAGGUGUGGACUGGAAGUCUCUCACCAUCCCAGCUUGUCUGCCCAUCACCACAGAUUACUUCCCUGACAAACGCAGUCUUCAGAAUGAUUAUGUAGUCUCUGACUACAAUCUUCUUCCCGAUGAUGUGAAUGCAGAUUUUGCUCAGCAGAGGGCAAUCUACAAGAAACCUUUAACCACUGUUGAAGUGUUUAAAGAACUAGUUUCACAGAGACUUGCUCAGGGUUUUCAGUUGAUUGUCUUUUCCGAGCACAGCUCAAAGAAACAAGCGCAUACACCUGGGAAUAAUUCUACCUCAGCUGCAGCUGGCAUCAUAAGCUCACUUGUGAUGUCACGCCCAUGUGAUAUUGAACCAACUGAAGAAUACUUUCUCAGUAUUGGGAGAGUGUUUCACAAAAUAUCACUUAGUGGAUCAGCCAUUACUGUCACAAGAUACAGACCCAGACAUCCAUACCCUCCAUUUAAUAUUCAUUACCGUUACCGGUUUCAUGCCCCUCAUCAUGACAACUAUGAAGUUUCAUGGGUAUCUUUCACAACAGAGAAGUUAGAGAAUUUUAAUUGGAACUAUCUGGAUCACUACAUUUGUACAAGAGGAGACACAGACUUUGCUCUUGCAGAGGCUCAGAAGUAUUGGCGCUUUCGUGUUUAUCUUCUUCCACUGAAUCAUCAGGCCACAAAGAAGAUAUUGGAAGGCUCUGAUCACUGUGAUAUUUACACACCUCCAACUCUUGAGGAGCAAGGCCAUUUGAUGGAAAAUUUCCUACGAUUUCUUGAGACUUGGGUCAAUAGAAUUCGCCGCCCAAACACCUGCAAGAAAUCAAGGAGCCCUGUCUUUUCAACAGGAAGCAAGGGCCAACAAAAGUUGAUUCAGCGUCGCCAUAGCUCCAGUUUGAUUUCUCUAUCCCACAGUAACAGUUCGAGUAGCAAUAUAUCAUCGACAAGUAAUCCAUCAACUAACUUACAGACAAAUGUUGUUGGAAAUUCUCCAUUCAGAGAAAGGCUGGGCAGCAACCGCAUUGUCGACAAGCCACGUCCGAGGUCAGGUUCUAAAGUUAUGGAGCGAGUGAAGGUGGAAGGGGGUAGCGGCCGCAUCUCUCCUGCCACUGAGGCAGCUGGGGGAGAGAACAAGGCUUCAAGUCAGCAGCCAGUGUCUCCUGAACAACAGCAACAACAGACAGACUCACCGCAUCAUCAGGACUCUGCAGAUGAGAGCCAGAGUCAUUUUGACAUCCAUCGACUGAAAAGCACGGCAACACUGUCAGAAAUUCUUGAGGCUCUGAGAAAUACAGUGUCAGGUGUUGGUUUUCUAACCCACCAUCCCAGCUUGCCAAGCUAUACAUUCGUAAGUGCAGAUGCUGUGCAGUGGUUGAUAUGCCAUGUAGAGGGAGUGCUGCAUGAAGAGAAAGCAGUUGAUAUCAUGGAGCAAAUGCUGAAAGAGAAAAUGGUUUGCCAUGCAUCAGGUGAUUUCUCCCAUCCAUUCAUUGUGGGCUUCUACCUGUACCAUAUAGUCCAGCAAGAGAAAGAUCAGAAAGAUGGAGAGUAUCUGAACCCAUUGGGUGAUCUUCAGAGUUUUGAGAAUGAAUGGCUAGAGGUUGAAGUUAAGCAUCCAACAGGGUGGAGGCAGACUGUGCCACUGUCACCAACAUCUGAAACACCUUCUUCACCAAAUGUUACCCCUAAGUUCCUGUGCACUGUUCUAGAAGAAAUGUGCCAGGAAGAUGGUGAAGGUGACAGGGAUUGGACAGAUUAUGGGUUGGUCAAGAAAAGCCCAGACCUGUGGCCUUCAGAUGAUACCCAUUCCAGCUGACCCGCUAGCAUUACCUUUCACUCACAAGUCAGAUCCAUUAAGAGGUCCAAUAUUUAUACCUCUGGAUACAGAGUGCCUCAUGGGUAAAAAGAGCUAUUUGUUUGAAGAAUUUCCUGAAGAGACGUGGGACCAGCGUUUAUUCUUAUUCCAAGAGACAAUUGUUGAGAGGUUUGGAUUUGUCCGGUGCACUGUGGAGAGCUCUAGUGUGAGCUCCCCCAUAUCAAGCAGUAACAGUGGCAGCACCCUGGCCCAUCAGCACCAGUAUGUGCACCUCACUGGCAAUAUGUUCAUCCUCAUACCAUCCCAACUGUGCCAGCGGCCACACCACCGUAGUAAUUCACUGUCACAUGUUGGACGAUCUGGGCUUGGAAGCAGGCAGUUAGGAAUCCAGAAUUCUCGAAGGUAUCCUGUUCAUUCCGAUGCUUUGCCCAGUCCCCAUGAGGAAUACAUCACAAGACAUGUUAGUGGCAAGAACAAGGAUGACUGUGGCACAGACAUGAGGAUGGGAUUCCUUUGGUCAUGGAACCACAUGGUUAGUCGACGUUGGAAGUCUUCGUCAACUCCUGCCACUGGUGAUGAGAUGUUUCAAACCAAAAUCCUAAGAGAUUUCCGUGAGUUCUGUGCCAAUAGCAACAACCGCCUGAAAUUGUUUUGGGAUUCUUGUUGGGCCUUGAAAGAACAGACCUUUUAAAGUUCAUAUAUACUGCGUAUGAACCUAACAUAUGUUAGUACAGUCAUUUCUGUAUUUUACUAUUUUCAUACAUGCUACAGACAACACAUCUGCUGGCUGUUUGAUGAAGAUUUUAGAUCGUGUUGCAGUAUCAGUUUUUUUUUAGAACCUUUUCAUCGUUAUGGAUGGAACAGUUUCACUGCGUAAGAAAGCAGUUUGUACAUUAUGAACAAUUCUUCCAGCGCAUUUCUAGAUUUGUAUAGUAUCUAUUCUGUUUUCAGGGAAAAUUAAUUGUAGGGUAAAGAUUGAAUUUCAAAAGGGGGGAUAUAUACAUAUACACACAUACAUCACCUUCUCAUUUUACAAGGGGAGUGCAUUGGUUGAAAGGCAUUCACUCAAUGAAAAUUAACUUCUUAUCAAUUAAAAUACAAAUUAGAGAUGUGAUUGCCUGAAAUAAUAUGCAUACAGUAAUCCUUUGUUUAAGAGGGGGUUGUUACAUUCUUACACCAUUGUUAUCAAAAUCAUGUUGUUUAUGAGAAAGAAGUGUUAAAGGGAAUUUAUUUAUGAAAAAUGUGUACAGAAGCCAAAGGUUCAGUAUAAACAAGUCGAGAACAUAUGCAUAUGCUGUAGGAAACUGCUUUUAUUUAUACCUAUUGUACAUAUACAAAACAUUAGAAAUUAGUUGUACUGUGAAAUAACUUUAAUGCUAUUUUUUCAUCCUAUUGUGUUAUGUUAUCAAGGUGUAAGAUGACCAUCUACAUAACAAUUGUUAGUAAAGUUAAUAAACCCAAAUAAAAAUUAGUGGAAGGUCAUUAUUAAUUAUUAUUAUUUUUAUUCUUUACCACUAUUUGUUUUGAUAGUCGUUCAUAAAUAAAAUACACAGUUGCUGAAUUGCAAAUUAAAAUGGGCCCAUUUUUCACGAUGAAAAUGUCAUAAAAUUUUAAAAUGUAAAUGUAAUCAUGUAAAAUGAAAUUGAAGUUGGAUGUGGUUUUAUGUGUAAAGUUGGUUUGUAUAAUGUGGUGCUAGUAAAUAUUAACCUUUAACGUACGGACUUUUAAAAUGUCGGGAGUCCUCUGUAGCUGGUAUUUAAAUCGCCCAAAUUAAUUAACAUUGCAGACUUUCGGAAAAAAAAACAUUUUCCGGUCUAUGCAACAUAGAAAUAUGAACU
This is a messenger RNA of Cryptotermes secundus, 5955 nucleotides long. RefSeq names its product GATOR complex protein Iml1 (gene Iml1). Gene Ontology annotation, biological process: positive regulation of autophagy; cellular response to amino acid starvation; intracellular signal transduction. The record is from RefSeq and is a predicted model, not a curated record. Gene Ontology annotation, molecular function: GTPase activator activity. Gene Ontology annotation, cellular component: GATOR1 complex; lysosomal membrane. NCBI's taxonomy places the organism in Eukaryota, Metazoa, Arthropoda, Insecta, Blattodea, Kalotermitidae.